Messenger RNA from Amphimedon queenslandica, 1498 nucleotides. Its product is annotated as MPN domain-containing protein-like. The record is from RefSeq and is a predicted model, not a curated record. The transcript is spliced from 14 exons. Bases 19 to 1290 code for a protein of 423 amino acids. Gene Ontology annotation, molecular function: protein binding; metallopeptidase activity. Lineage: Eukaryota; Metazoa; Porifera; Demospongiae; Haplosclerida; Niphatidae.
CAUAGGCGUAAAAUCAAAAUGGCUGUCGCUGGUCGAAGUAUAUCCAUGUUCUCUUUGAUAACUGAUAAUAUCUUGGAGCCUGGUGAUGAAGUCCUCACUUUUGAUUACCUAGGUAAACGCUACACUGCAGAUCUACUUCCAGAGGGCACAAUUCGUGGAAAUGGUCAGAUAUAUGCAUCACCAUAUGCUUGGGCCUCUUACUGUAAGAACGAAAUUAAUCCUGAUCAGAAGACAGCCAUUGGAUGGGGACACAUACGGUAUAGAGGAAUAAAGUUGAGUCAAUACAAGAACUUGUACUUAAAGAAACACAAGCUAUGCUCUGAUCAAGAUGAGGUACCUUCUGACAGUUCUAGGUCAUUUGGUAUAAGGAAAGGAAGGCGAAAGAAAGUACCACCUGACUCAAAUACUUUAGCUGAGCCUCCUCCAGCCAUAACAAGAGAUACCAUUGGUGUCCUAGCAGGUGGCACUAGCAGUGGGUUGCUAGGUGAUCAUGUUGGAGUGGCAGUCCAGGAGGCUCAGCACCAGCAGGCUGCUUUGUCAGAAACCAGUGAAUUAGUACAGUGUGCCUCGUUUAAGACACUUGGUGAAGUGCAACCGUUCCAAGUGGUAGUGUCCUCUAAUGUCUUAUUGCUAAUGGACUAUCAUAGUCAUCUGUGCUGGUCUGAAGUACUUGGAUAUCUUGGUGGAUUGUAUGACCCUGUUCAGAAAGCUAUUCAGGUUGUUCAAGCAUUUCCUGUAUGUCAUAAUCCUAGUGACAGCAGUGAUGUCAAUGCUCGGACUGAGGCCGCUAUCAAAGAGAAGAUGGUCUCUGAUGGCUUACGUGUUGUUGGUUGGUAUCAUAGUCAUCCCAGCAGUGAAGCUACGCCUUCUGUGAAUGAUGUCACUCAACAGCUUCUGUAUCAAGAGACUGUGUCAACUAGUGAAGGAGAAGAACCAUGUGUUGGGUUUAUUAUUGGUCCCAAUUUGGCUAACAGGAGGGCAGAAAUACAAUCAAACAUUUCCAUGUUUUGGGUUAAGAGAAGAGACAAGAUGCACGCCUCACCAUUGUCUGUUAGUUAUACCACAGCUUGGGAGCAGUAUCUAACACAGUCAGUCGCUGAUGAAAUGAACAGGAUUUCGACUUUUUACAGGCACAGACAAGACUCCAUUAAUUUCAAGGCCCAAUGGAAAGAAGGCGUUCCUUUUGCCCAUAAAUUGAAAACCUCUCUUGCCAAUGUACAGCCCGAAUUCCCUCACGAGAAUUCAGAGUCUUUCUUUACAUUUAUUGAGCAGUUAUUGUUUCGUACUUAGUGGGACUUUUUAGCUCUCUUUUGCUCCAAUCUCAACUACUUGCCUUUCUCUCUUUCUCUCUCAAAUUAUUAUUAUUAUUCCUCAAUCUUUACACAUUCCAAUCUCGACGACAGCUUUAUUAGACAAUGAAAUAAAUAAAAUAAUGUGAUAUUUUUUGUGCUAUGUAUCUAAUUUUAUUUUUUCAAAUUCUCUUCAAUAUUGUUGGAAA